This is a messenger RNA of Peromyscus californicus insignis, 12904 nucleotides long. It is a transcript of the gene Nsd1, whose product is annotated as nuclear receptor binding SET domain protein 1. The record is from RefSeq and is a predicted model, not a curated record. The transcript is spliced from 23 exons. Gene Ontology annotation, cellular component: nucleus; chromatin. Lineage: Eukaryota; Metazoa; Chordata; Mammalia; Rodentia; Cricetidae. Gene Ontology annotation, biological process: regulation of DNA-templated transcription. The coding region runs from base 274 to 8355 and encodes 2693 amino acids. Gene Ontology annotation, molecular function: protein binding; histone H3K36 methyltransferase activity.
GGGGGCGCGGGGGCGGCCGCCCUCCCGCAGCAAACUUUGCUUGCCGCCGGGUGUUGAGGAGUGCCACCCGCGCUGCCGGGAGGCGCUGCCGCGGCUGCGGGAAGGAGCGCGGCCCGGGCAGGCGGCGUCGGCGUCGGCAGCAGCCAUGUUUGUCAAGCUUGUAGCAGCUGCUGCUCCCCUGCCUCGGCUUCGCCGGCCGCCUCGGUUUCUCUCCCGGCCGUGUGCCGGUCUCUAGGCCCUUGCAGCUGCGAACCCAGUUGAUGCGGGCCCAGUAUGGAUCAGACUUGUGAACUAUCUAGAAGGGAUUGUCUGCUGUCCUUUUCUAAUCCAGUGAACUUAGAUGCCCCUGAAGACAAGGACAGCCCUUUCGGUAAUGGUCAAUCCAAUUUUUCUGAGCCACUUAAAGGGUGUACUAUGCAGUUACCGACUGCCAGUGGAACAUCCCAAAAUGCUUAUGGACAAGAUUCUCCAUCUUGUUACAUUCCACUGCGGAGACUACAGGAUUUGGCCUCCAUGAUCAAUGUAGAGUAUUUAAGUGGGUCUGCUGAUGGAUCAGAAUCCUUUCAAGACCCUGCAAAAAGUGAAUCAAGAGCUCAGUCGCCAGUUGUUUGCACUUCCUUGAGUCCUGGUGGUCCGGCAGCACUUGCUAUGGAGCAGGAUCCCUCUUGUCGUAACUCCCCUGAACUCCAGUUAAGAGUAACAGAGAAGACCGAGAAUGGGUUUCUGCACUCUGAGAACUCUCCUGGUGUGGACGAUGCAGAUGUAGAUUCUGAAGUGGACUCAGAACAGCCAGUCACAGAGGAUGAGAGUAUAGAGGAGAGCUUUGAGGAAACUCAGACCAAUGCCACCUGCAAUACUGAGCCUAAAUCAGAAACCGGUGUAGAGAUGGCCAUGGGAAGUGAACGAGACAGCACACCAGAGAGUAGACCUGGUGCAGUCAAACGGCCAUUCUUGCCAUUAGCUCCUGAAACUGAAAACCAGAAAAAUAAACAAAGAAGUGAAGUGGACGGAAGAAAUGAAAAAACAGCCCUCCUCUCAGCCCCCAGUUCACUAGGAGAUACAGACAUUACCAUAGAAGAGCAAUUUAACUCAAUAAAUUUAUCUUUUCAGGAUGAUCCAGACUCCAGUACCAGUACAUUAGGAAACAUGCUAGAAUUACCUGGAACGUCAUCAUCAUCUACUUCACAGGAAUUGCCAUUUUGUCAACCGAAGAAAAAGUCUGCACCACUGAAGUAUGAAGUUGGCGAUCUUAUUUGGGCGAAAUUCAAGAGACGCCCAUGGUGGCCCUGCAGGAUUUGUGCUGAUCCAUUGAUUAAUACGCACUCAAAAAUGAAAGUCGCCAAUAGGAGGCCCUAUCGAGAAUACUACGUGGAGGCUUUUGGAGAUCCUUCUGAAAAAGCCUGGGUGGCUGGAAAAGCAAUCGUCAUGUUUGAAGGCAGGCAUCAAUUUGAAGAACUCCCUGUCCUUAGGAGAAGAGGGAAACAGAAAGAAAAAGGAUAUAGGCAUAAGGUUCCUCAGAAAAUUUUGAGUAAAUGGGAAGCCAGUGUUGGUCUUGCUGAGAAAUAUGAUGUUCCCAAGGGAUCUAAAAACCAAAAAUGUGUCACCAGUUCAAUCAAGUUGGACAGUGAAGAAGAUAUGCUAUUUGAGGACUGUACAAAUGAUCCUGAGUCAGAACACGACCUGUUGCUUAAUGGCUGCCUGAAGUCUCUGGCUUUUGAUUCUGAACAUUCUGCAGAUGAAAAGGAAAAGCCCUGUGACAAGUCUCGAGCUAGAAAAAGCUCUGAUAGUAUAAAAAGGACUAGUGUGAAAAAGGGCCUCCUGCCAUUUGAAGCACAGAAAGAGGACCGGAGGGGGAAAAUUCCAGAGAGCCUUGGCCUAGACUUUAUCUCUGGGAGUGUAUCUGAUAAACAGGCUUCUAAUGAACUUUCCAGGAUAGCAAACAGCCUCACAGGAUCUAAAACUGCACCAGGAAGUUUCCUCUUUUCUUCAUGUAUGCAGAGCACUACUAAGGCAGAUUUUGAGACUUCAAAUUGUGAUUCUUUAUCAGGUUUGUCUGAGAGUGCUUUGAUCUCUAAACAUUCUAUAGAGAAAAAGAAACUCCAGUCAGGCCUGGUGUGCAGCUCAAAAGUACAACUCUGCUAUAUUGGAGGUGGCGAUGAGGAAAAGCGAAGUGAUUCUGUUAGUGUGUGUACCACUUCUGAUGAUGGGAGCAGUGAUCUGGAUCCUAUAGAACAUAACGCAGAAUUUGAUAACAGUGUCCUUGAAAUUACAGAUGCUUUUGAUAGGACAGAGAAUACUUUAUCCAUGCACAAAAAUGAAACAAAGUAUUCUAGAUAUCCUGCCACAAACAGAGUAAAAGAAAAACAGAAGUCCGUCAUUACUAAUUCACAUACAGACCACUUAAUGGAUUCUACCAAGACAGUGGAGUCUGGAACUACUGAGAUAUCUCAGGUUAAUCUUUCUGAUAUUAAAGUCCGUACUCCUGUUCCCAAAACCCAACCAGAAUUUAGAAACGACAGUCUCGCUCCAAAAUUCAGUGCACCACCAAGCAUUUGUAGUGAAAACUCAUUGAUAAAGGGUGGAGCUGCAAAUCAAACUCUGUUACCUUUGAAAAGCAGACAGCCCAAGUUCCGUAGUAUAAAAUGCAAGCAUAAAGAAAACCCAGCUGAUGCAGAACCCUCAGCUACAAGUGAGGACCUCAGCUUAAAAUGCUGUUCUUCUGAUACCAAAGGCUCUCCUUUGGCCAGCAUAUCCAAAAGUGGGAAAGCAGAGGGCCUAAAACUACUGAACAAUAUGCAUGAGAAAACCAGAGAUUCAAGUGACAUAGAAACAGCGGUGGUGAAGCAUGUUCUGUCAGAAUUGAAGGAACUCUCAUAUAGAUCAUUAAAUGAGGAUGUCAGUGACUCUGGAACAUCCAAGUCAUCAAAGCCAUUACUGUUUUCUUCUGCUUCUAGUCAGAAUCAUAUACCUAUUGAACCAGAUUACAAAUUUAGUACAUUGUUAAUGAUGCUAAAAGAUAUGCAUGAUAGUAAGACGAAGGAGCAGCGGUUGAUGACUGCUCAAAAUCUGGCUUCUUACCGCACUCCAGAUCGUGGGGACUGUUCUACUAGUAGCCCUGUAGGGACAUCAAAGGUUUUGGUGUUAGGAGGCUCCACACACAAUUCUGAAAAAACUGGAGAUGGCACUCAGGACACAAUCCGGCUGAGUUCUAGUGGGGGUGACUCUUCAUUGUCUGGAGAAUUAUCUUCUUCCCUGUCUGGCUUAGCUUCAGACAAAACAGACCCUGCUUGUGGUAAAAGUCGCUCAAACUGUAUUCCAAGGCGCAACUGUGGCCGAGCAAAGCCAUCAUCCAAAUUGAGAGAAGCAGUUUCAGCCCAGAUGGCAAAACCCCCAGUAAACCCCAAAGCCUUAAAGACAGAGCGCAAAAGAAAGUUGAACCGACUUCCAGCUGUGCCCAUUGGCGCUAACCAGCUGGGAGACAAAGAAAGUGGAAGCUCCUUGAAUGGCCCAUCAAGGGGUGGGGCUGAAGAUCUUGGGAAAGAAGAGCCUCUUCAGCAAAUGGGCCAUUUAAGAAAUGAAGACACCCAUUUUUCUGAUGUACAUUUUGAUAGCAAGGUUAAACAAUCCGACCCUGAUAAAAUUCUUGAAAAAGAACCUUUUGAGAACAGAAAAGACCCAGAGCUAGGCUCUGAAGUUAACAGUGAGAAUGAUGAACACCAUGGUGUUAAUCAAGUGGUGCCUAAAAAGCGGUGGCAGCGAUUAAACCAAAGGCGCCCUAAGCCUGGAAAACGCACUAACAGAUUUAGGGAGAAAGAAAACUCUGAGGGUGCCCUUGGAGUCUUGCUUCCUGGUGACCCUGUGCAGAAGGGGCGGGAUGAUUACUUAGAACACAGAGCUCCUCCUACGAGCAUACUUGAGGACUCAGCAGCAGAUCCUAAUCAUGUCGGCCACUCGGAUUCAGUUGGGCCACGGCUGAACGUUUGUGAUAAAUCCAGUGUUUGCAUGGGUGAUGUGGAGAAGGAGACAGGAAUUCCCAGUUUGACACCACAGACCAAACUCCCUGAACCAGCUAUUCGGUCAGAGAAGAAACGCCUUAGGAAGCCAAGCAAGUGGCUUCUGGAAUAUACAGAAGAAUAUGAUCAGAUAUUUGCUCCUAAGAAAAAACAAAAGAAGGUACAGGAACAAGUGCAUAAGGUAAGUUCCCGCUGUGAAGACGAAAACCUUCUUGCCCGAUGUCGCUCUAGUGCUCAGAACAAGCAGGUGGAUGAGAAUUCUUUGAUUUCAACUAAAGAAGAGCCUCCAGUUCUUGAAAGAGAGGCUCCGUUUUUGGAAGGGCCCUUGGCUCAGUCAGAUCUUGGAGUUGGACAUGCUGAGUUGCCACAGCUGACCUUAUCUGUUCCUGUGGCUCCAGAAGUCUCUCCGCGGCCUGCCCUUGAGUCUGAGGAAUUGCUUGUUAAGACACCAGGAAAUUAUGAAAGUAAGCGUCAAAGAAAACCAACUAAGAAACUUCUUGAAUCCAAUGAUUUAGACCCUGGAUUUAUGCCCAAGAAGGGUGAUCUUGGCCUUUCUAGAAAGUGCUUUGAAGUGGGUCGCUUGGAGAACGGCAUUGGUGACUCCCGUGCCUCAUCUCAUUUGAAAGAGUUCGGUGGAGGCACUACCAAGAUAUUUGAUAAACCAAGGAAACGAAAACGACAAAGGCAUGUUACAGCCAAAGUCGCCAGAGUGCACUAUAAAAAAGUGAGAAAGGACGGCUCCUCAAAAGAGACUCCACGCUCAGAGGGAGAACUGAUGAUUCACAGAACUGCUGCCAGCCCCAAAGAGAUUCUUGAAGACGGUAUAGAACACGAUCCUGGGAUGUCUGCAUCCAAAAAAUUGCAGGGUGAACGAGGUGGAGGAGCAGCACUCAAGGAGAACGUUUGUCAGAACUGUGAGAAACUGGGUGAGCUCUUGUUAUGUGAGGCUCAGUGCUGUGGGGCUUUCCACCUGGAGUGCCUUGGCCUAACUGAGAUGCCUCGAGGAAAAUUUAUCUGCAAUGAGUGUCGCACAGGAAUCCAUACCUGUUUUGUAUGUAAGCAGAGUGGGGAAGAUGUAAAAAGGUGCCUUCUGCCCUUAUGUGGAAAGUUUUACCAUGAAGAAUGUGUCCAGAAGUACCCACCAACUGUCAUGCAGAACAAGGGCUUCAGGUGCCCCCUCCACAUCUGUAUAACUUGCCAUGCUGCUAAUCCAGCCAAUGUAUCCGCUUCUAAAGGUCGUCUGAUGCGCUGUGUCCGCUGUCCUGUGGCAUACCAUGCUAAUGACUUUUGUCUUGCUGCUGGGUCAAAAAUCCUUGCAUCUAAUAGUAUCAUCUGCCCUAAUCACUUCACCCCUAGGCGGGGUUGCCGAAAUCAUGAGCAUGUUAAUGUUAGCUGGUGUUUUGUGUGCUCAGAAGGAGGCAGCCUUCUGUGCUGUGAUUCCUGCCCUGCUGCUUUUCAUCGUGAGUGCCUAAACAUUGAUAUUCCUGAAGGAAAUUGGUAUUGCAAUGACUGCAAGGCAGGCAAAAAACCACACUACAGGGAGAUUGUCUGGGUAAAGGUUGGUCGAUACAGGUGGUGGCCAGCUGAGAUCUGCCAUCCUCGAGCUGUUCCCUCUAACAUUGAUAAAAUGAGACAUGACGUGGGAGAGUUCCCUGUUCUCUUCUUUGGAUCUAAUGACUAUCUAUGGACUCAUCAGGCCCGAGUCUUUCCUUACAUGGAAGGAGAUGUAAGCAGCAAGGAUAAGAUGGGGAAAGGAGUUGAUGGAACAUAUAAAAAAGCUCUUCAGGAAGCUGCAGCAAGGUUUGAAGAGUUAAAGGCCCAAAAAGAGCUGAGACAGCUGCAGGAAGAUCGAAAGAAUGACAAGAAGCCACCACCUUAUAAACAUAUAAAGGUGAACCGUCCUAUUGGCAGGGUACAGAUCUUCACUGCAGACUUGUCAGAAAUUCCCCGUUGCAACUGCAAAGCUACCGAUGAGAACCCCUGUGGGAUAGACUCGGAGUGCAUCAACCGGAUGCUGCUCUAUGAGUGCCAUCCCACAGUGUGUCCUGCUGGAGGGCGCUGUCAGAACCAGUGCUUCAGCAAGCGCCAGUAUCCAGAGGUCGAAAUUUUUCGCACGUUACAGAGGGGCUGGGGUCUCCGGACAAAAACAGAUAUUAAGAAGGGUGAAUUUGUGAAUGAAUAUGUGGGUGAGCUAAUAGAUGAAGAGGAAUGCAGAGCUCGAAUCCGUUAUGCACAAGAACAUGAUAUCACUAAUUUCUAUAUGCUUACUCUAGAUAAAGAUCGAAUUAUUGAUGCUGGUCCGAAAGGAAACUACGCUCGGUUCAUGAACCACUGCUGCCAGCCUAACUGCGAAACACAGAAGUGGUCUGUGAAUGGAGACACCCGAGUUGGUCUUUUUGCUUUGAGUGACAUUAAAGCAGGCACUGAACUUACCUUCAAUUACAACCUAGAGUGUCUUGGGAAUGGAAAAACUGUCUGCAAAUGUGGAGCCCCGAACUGCAGUGGCUUCUUGGGUGUGAGGCCAAAGAAUCAACCCAUUGUCACGGAAGAAAAGUCAAGGAAAUUCAAGAAGAAGCAACAUGGGAAGCGCAGGAGCCAGGGUGAAGUCACAAAGGAAAGAGAGGAUGAGUGUUUCAGCUGUGGGGAUGCUGGUCAGCUCGUCUCCUGCAAGAAGCCAGGCUGCCCAAAAGUUUAUCAUGCCGACUGUCUCAAUCUGACCAAGCGACCAGCAGGGAAAUGGGAGUGUCCUUGGCACCAGUGUGACGUAUGUGGGAAGGAAGCAGCCUCCUUUUGUGAGAUGUGCCCCAGCUCCUUUUGCAAGCAGCAUCGAGAAGGGAUGCUUUUCAUUUCCAAGCUCGAUGGGCGUCUGUCUUGUACUGAACAUGACCCCUGUGGGCCCAACCCUCUGGAACCAGGGGAGAUCCGUGAGUAUGUGCCUCCCCCAGUGCCACUGCCUCCAAGUCCCAGCACUCAACUGACAGAGCAGUCAUCAGGGAUGGCUACUCAGGGGCCCAAGAUGUCUGAUCAGCCACCUGCUGAUGCUACCCAGAUGCUGCCAGUCUCCAAAAAAGCUCUGACAGGGACUUGUCAGAGGCCACUGCUACCUGAAAGACCUGAGAGAACUGAGUCUAGUUCCCACCUUUUAGAUAGGGUCAGAGACCUUGCUGGGUCAGGGACCAAAUCCAAGUCCUUGGUAUCCAGCCAGAGGCCACAGGACAGGCCACCUGCUAAAGAAGGACCAAGACCUCAGCCAUCUGACAAAGCCUCUCCAAUGACCAAGUCAAGCUCCUCACCCUUAGUCAGGUCCCUGCCACUGGAAAGACCUCUGGGAAUGAUUGACCCAAGGCUGGAUAAAUCCAUAGGUGCUGCCAGCCCAAAGUCCCAGUCAGUGGAGAAAACUCCAGCCCCCACUGGCCUGAGACUUUCACCACCAGACAGACUGCUGACCACCAGCAGUCCCAAACCCCAGAUUUCUGACAGGCCACCAGACAAAUCCCAUGCCUCUUUGACCCAGAGACUUCCACCUCCUGAGAAAGUACUAUCAGCUGUGGUCCAGUCUCUGGUAGCUAAAGAAAAGGCACUGAGGCCUGUGGACCAGAACACUCAGUCAAAGCACAGAGCUGCUUUAGUGAUGGAUCUCAUAGACCUAACUCCUCGCCAGAAGGAGCGGGCUGGUUCUCCUCAUGAAGUCACACCACAGGCAGAUGAAAAGAUGCCUGUGCUGGAGUCAAGUUCAAGGCCAUCUAGCAAAGGUCUGGGGCAUAUGCCACGAGCUGUGGAAAAAGGCAGCAUGUCAGAUUCCCUUCAGCCCGCUGGAAAAGCAGCAGCUCCUUCAGAACACCCUUGGCAGGCUGUUAAAUCAUUCACCCAGGCCAGACUUCUUUCUCCACCUUCUGCCAAGGCUUUUUUAUAUGAAUCAGCAACUCAAGCCUCAGGAAGAGCUUCUGUGGGAGCUGAGCAGACCCCAGGACCUCCCAGCCCAGCACCGGGCCUGGUUAAACAGGUGAAGCAGCUAUCUAGAGGAUUUACAACCAAGAGUGGGCAGUCCUUCAGGUCUCUUGGGAAGAUCCCAGCUUCUCUCCCCAGUGAAGAGAAGAAGUUGGCAACCACAGAACAAAGUCCCUGGGGUCUGGGAAAAGCCUCACCAGGGGCAGGGCUUUGGCCCAUAGUGGCUGGACAAACACUAGCCCAGGCUUGCUGGUCUGCUGGGGGAACACAGACAUUGUCACAAACUUGCUGGUCCCUUGGAAGAGGGCAAGACCCCAAACCAGAGCAAAAUACAAUUCAAGCUCUUAACCAGGCUCCUUCUAGUCGCAAAUGUGCAGAGUCAGAACAGAAAUAAUACAGUAAAUAUCACAUAACCAGGCAAGCUGUCCCCAGGGUACCAUUUGGGGCGGGAAAUCUUCCUUUCUUUUUCCUUUUUGGAAAACAGACAUAUUCCCACACUUCCACUGUUCUUCUUUCCUUAUAUCCCAACACUCAGAACUCUCGUGACAUUAGCCCAUGGGGACUUUUGGUUGUGUGAACCGUGUAUGGAAAUUCGUCGGGCCCCAGUCAAGAGACAGACAGACUUGAGUCUCUUUGCCCUGACUUUUACAUAUGGUCAACUUAAAAUAAAAAGUCCACUCUGGAAUCAAGCAUGGAAUUCAAUUCCACUGGUCAAGUUGGAAAGUAUAGGGGCUCUCAAGGCUAUUUCCCUGGCCCAGCCGAGCCCCAUUGAGAACACCUGAUAAACCUUUAGGCGGAUCUGAUGUUCAUUCAAAUCAUUGGCAGUUUCUUAAGUAUUGAUGUGUGCUAGGUCAGGAGGCUAGUCAUUUGUGUAAGACAGGAUUAAUAAGGCCUGAUCCCAAUGAGCCUAACUUGACUGCUUGGGUCCCCAGGCAGAUUUCAAGGACCUCUGGCCAGGAAACAACAGAAAGUACUGCUAGGUCAUGGGUUUCCAGGUUCGUUCUCGUGUGUGUGUGUGUGUGUGUGUGUGUGUGUGUGUGUGUGUGUGUGUGUGUGUGUGUCCCUGUCCCAGAAUGUGUCUGUAUUGAACAUGUUUCCUGGUUGGAACAUGUAUACAUAUGUGUAGCUCUUCUCUAUAAAUGGAAAGGUGCUACAUCAAGGCCAAGGUGAGCUAUUGGCUGGGGCAGCUGCUGCAGUCUCUGUGUAUUGCAGUCUGAAGAUUUGUCCUUGGAGGAGCGUCUGGUUAGAGGGAGCUGGUCUCUGAGAAUGUAGUGUCCCAGAAGUGGACAAGGACAGUUGGCAAGCUUACCUUUCUUUUCUACCAGUAAUCUUUGUGUGAGAACCUACCCCAUCCACAUUUCCUCAGACACUCAGGUGCUUUCAGACUUCAGUCUCGGGCAGUGGACAGAGGGAAUUUCUGGCAAGCUCCUAGCAAGACACACACCUUCAAGAAGAGUGUCAGAUCCCAAUCUCACGCCCUCCUACCUGAAGAGAGGGAACCCUCUCCACCUCCCUGUGAAUUGCUGUGCUUUCUGUUACAGAGAGCAUGUGCCUGGUAACUUUGCUCAGUGGCAAGCCAGAACCCUUCCCCAAGACUGGACAGACAUGGUGUUUGGAGCAAUGUCCAACCUAAGAGAUGACUCCUCAUAACUGCUGAUUAUCUGUUACUGCUGCCCUGAGCUGGGGCCCAAGGGCUGGGAAUCUGUUGGUGCUACCCUGCCCUACCAUUUCCCCAGCUCACAAACUCCCAACAGGAAGUGCUGUUUGGCUAGUUCUAUCAAACCCACCUGCUCUUUGUCCUCAGACCAUGUGUUUACCUGUCUGCUUUGCCAACAAAUGGCAUCUCCUGGCCAAACCAUCUGGCCCUUGUGUCUCAGUUACGGCUUUUACAUCCUCAGCAGGAUUCUGUUGUGUACCAGUCUCCUCAGGUUCCUGUUGAGGUUAGCUCCCACCACUUCUCAAGAGGAAAGGACAGUGGUGGUUAUAGAAGCAUUUGUGCUUUAUAGAAAAAUCAAGAGAGUUUCCGCUUUUAGUUCCCCAAGUCUGUCUCUGGGGUGGAGACACUUGAACUCAGGCAGAGGAUGAGGCUAGGACAGGGCUGUCCCGAGUUUGGGGCUGAUCCCUGCACUUCACUAAGACAUCAGAAUCUCCUCGGAAUUACACCUGCCUAGUUCUCCCCUUUCAUCCUCUUUCCACAUCAUCAGAGUGAAAAAGCUCUUGUGUUCAAAAGGAAGAGAAAACAUAAAGUAUCUUAUUUUCUUUUAAAAGAAAUUUUAAACCAUGAAGAAAAUAUUUUUAAAGAAAUUCACCCAGGACAUUAAAGUUCACUAUAUUACGUAUUUAUCAUGUGUGAGAAUAUAAGUAUAUAAUUGCAGCUAGUCGGCCCCUCCCUGAUUUCUUAGGUUGUGUGAGUAGGUUUGCUUGGUGCCAGUCCUGUGCCCUUUGCUCUCCUGUCAUCUGUAGUUGUGAUCAGAAGAUAACUGCACUGCACUGUCAGUCUCCUUUCACUGUUGUGUAUUGAUUACCGUAGCUCUGUUUCAUGAAAUAAACUGUGAACUGGGGGGUGGGGGGUGCAGGCUAUGUAAAAAUUUUAAGUGGAGAAGUUUGGUCUUGACAUAGCUUCUCUAAAAUAGGUUUCAGUAGGUAAUUGGCUUUGACAGCUGUCCAGAAAUGUCUCACAGGACAGGAAGGGAGGGUUGGGGGUCACAGCUGGCCACUUGUGUUUUGUUUUGAUAUUUCCAUUCACCACCAUUCUUUGGAGCCUUCCUUCCAGACCUGCUAGGAAAACAUCCUCUGAGCUGUGUACUUGUGGGGUGGAGGAUUUCGGGUGAGGAACAGUCUUUCUAAUGACAGGCACGUUCUAUCCAGGGCCACUGAAAGACUCUAGGUUGUUGAGUGGAAACUAGACGUUUGAGCAGAGACCCACAGAUAACAGCAUGAGAGCAGUGUUAAAAGUGGGCAUUGGUUACUAUAUCCUUUAGUAACACAAGUGCUGGGGGGCAGGGUUGAGUGUGACAGUGGGAAGAGGGUGACUUUGCAGUUCUUAGGGACUUCUUUUGAAUCUUAUAUAACCCUUUCUUUGAGGGUGUGAAUUGGCAGCAGAGAAAAUCUUAUUAGAAACUUAUGAUCUGUGAACAAGGUGGUAUUUUGGCAUUGGCAUUUGGCUGAGUGCUUGAAAUUUGGAUGGCCAGAGACUCUGCCUGUGAGACAGCACCCAGGAAGUACUUUCCAGGGACAAGCCAAAGGCAGAAAUGCUCCUAGGUAGUGACUAAAACUUCUUGUUUAGUUAGGGAAAAAAUAAGGGAAUUGUUGAAAUUUGCAUCCUUCAUUUGUUCUUCCUGUUGGAGCCAACCCACUUUAAUAGAAGAUAGCCAUCAUUUAGACCUCCUACCCCUCAAAAAAGUAUUUUAGACGUCCGCUUCCCUAAAAUUACUGAGUUUGAAAUUAUUUAAGUCACUGUGUCAAUUUUUUUUUUUUUAAACCAAUUCUGUAUCUUUGGUAUUCAUACCCUCUACCCCACACACUACACUCUGGGCUUGAAGUGCAGUAGUGAGCCUUCGUGGCUCUGCACUGUCAGUUCACUGAAGCUGGACUUCCAGGUUGUAUUCCAGUGUUCCAGAACUGACAGGAAGGAUGUCUAGGUUGUCCAUGUAAGGCAAUCAGGAGAGCAUUGAAUUAGAUGGGUCUUGCCCCUGGCUCCAAAAAAUUAAGUUUUCUCAAACUUGUUAUUAUCAUCCUCUUGGGGAUGUUGUCAUUGGAUAAAAAGAGGCACAGUGUCCUCACCUCCUAGAUCAGAGGACAGGAGCAGCAGCAGGAAUUUCCUGUUGUUAAAAUUGAGCUAUUCAUGUUAAAUACCCCAAGUCAGUUAGACCUAGGUAGCUACUGAGGAGCUUUGAUUGGCUGUGACCAGUUUGCUCUCAGCUGAGCUUCCUAGGUCACUGCAAAGUUCUAUAGUGUAAAUUGAAAUACAAAUAAUUGCUUUGUACACAAAACAAUGUAAUGAUGGUGCUAAUCUCAUGGUAUAAAUAAGCACUGCCAAGGGUUGAGGGAGUGGUGACGUGAGAAACCUGGGUUCCCCUCUGGGAAGGUAAUUUAUAUAGGUUCCUUUCAGCUCUUUGAGAGAGAGGUGGCAGGCAGAGCAUCAUUGAUGCCUGCCAACCCGACCCUGGAAUGUUCAGUACAAUCUGGAGGUGGAAGAGAUGUUCCCAUAUCCAGAUGAUGGCCACUGAGUUUCUCAGGGCUAGAGGUCACCUUGUCCAUAGCCUUUGUCCCACCCUGCCUAGGACAGGUUAAAAGAGAACUAUGGGUAUGGGGUGUCCAUUACCUUCUGCUUCUCUACCUCUUCCCCUCGUGGCAGCAUCUCAGUUGCUUGUGAAUAAGGGCAAUGUUUCUUAAGAAAGUUGGAAGAGCUUAUUUUAUUUAGACAACUACAACCUCAAAAGAGAUGUUUCCUUACCAACAUAAGCAACAUAUUAAACUCUUUUGUGGUCCUUCCCCUAGAGCAGCCUUCCUGUGACUUUAAGAACACCUAACUAUAAGGGGCUCCAGUUGUAAGUAGCUUGUGGGAGCUUUUAGCACAGCUACACAGAGGCAGAGUAGGGACCAAGGGUCCUGGUGUUGUGGUCUCCAGGGUGUGGUGGUCCGCCUUGUGUAUGUAGGUGAGUGUGGAGGUUGGGUGGGUACAGCACCUAGGAGCUCAUGGAAAAGCAGCUUUUUAGGUCUUGGCGAAGAAAGCUGACCAGAAAGCUCUAUUUUUUAAAUGGGGAAAAGGGUUCAGCCAAGGUCCAUCACUGUGUUCUCACCCCCCAACAGAUUGUCAGCUGAAAGUGAACCUCCUAGUAAAAAAGAAGGGAACCCUGUCUAGGAGUCCCCAUAAACAUGUACUGUAAUUCUUUGUAUAUAGAAAAAAAAUUACUGUAAAGUAAAGUUUAACUUUACUCUUA